Beauveria bassiana ARSEF 2860 is the source of this 1521-nucleotide messenger RNA. RefSeq lists its product as uncharacterized. The coding region runs from base 1 to 1521 and encodes 506 amino acids. The transcript has 4 exons. Lineage: Eukaryota; Fungi; Ascomycota; Sordariomycetes; Hypocreales; Cordycipitaceae. The record is from RefSeq and is a predicted model, not a curated record.
AUGGACACUACGUUCCAGGUCCCUCCACCAGAUCGGGACAAAAAGCAUAUGUUCCUAAACAAGCUUCACGGACCAAUGUCGAGACCUCAUUUGCGUUUGACGUCUAUCUUUAUUCAGCGAUCAACAUUCUUUGCGCUCUUCGGCAAAGACCUCGGCAUUUCCGUGGCCGGUGUUGAAUCAACGGAAGACACGCACAUGUUUGACCAUAGCAGUAGCCACGAGCAACGUUUGCCAAUGUUUUCUCAAGCACAAAUGCCCCAGCAAGCACUGAACGUCGCAGAGCGGCGAACAAGCGCCCGCAGAAGCAUGGAAGAGCAAGAAGCGAGGCUGGCGCAGCUGGCGGCAACAGAACGACAGCUUUCUCGACACGUUGAGCAGCUGAAAAGUGACACGGCGCUCCAAGAGAGGAGAAUUCAAACACUCAAGAGUGAAGAGCAGGAGGCGCUACAAAGGCUCAACGGUCUACAACAAACAGAAACCGAGCAGACAAUUCGUCUGGAGGCUCUCAAGGCGGAUGAGCAAAACCGACAAAGCGAAAUAGUCGUGCUGGAACAAAGGCGUGACAACCUUGGCGACCAAAUCCGACUCGAUCUCCUGGGUCCCGGCGAGAAAGAGAGACCAGCCACUGUUGAGCGAGAUGGCGCAUUCCCUGAUCAUCACGCCUCUUCGCGACCGGAGCAGGUAUCGCGGGUUGAAGACUUGGCGGCCAAAGUAGAAAGGCUGCGGGCUGUGGUGAAGCAGCUGACCCUGCAAAUGGCCCAUCUCGACGAGGAGAAGGCGAGCAAAGUGGCAUCCAUGGCAGCAGUGGAAGAGAAUCACAGGUCCGCGAUCAAUCAACUCGUUGCCGAAGAGGUGGCGUUACGAAACCAGAUCGACCAGCUGAAGACAUACUUAGCGCGACUUGAAGCCAGACUCGGUGAAAGCGCAGGACGGACGACGGAGUUGGAGGAAAAGCGGGGUGCAUCAGUGGAAAGGAGGGCCACCUUCCCCACCAGCAGCGUUGGGUUACUACCUACCCGGGACUGCUACCAACGAAGGUUUGGUGACAACAGAAGUACAUGGAGGCACAGCUGGGCGGCAAAUGAAAGGUGUCGAUUUGGAACACGUGGUGAGAGAAGUACCCAACUAGGGCAGAAUGCGUCCUACCUGUCAGCUCCACACGAUGAUCUUUAUCCCGUGGUAGAAAUGCACGAGGCGAUGGAAUACAGCUCUCAGAUUUCCUCUCAGGGAGCAGAAAAAGUGUGUAUAGAGUUCAAGCUUUUAAUAGAUGGAGAGUGGAAGACCCAGACGAGCGUAGUGGUAGAUCCCGCUGAGCCGUCAGCGGUGCAACGGCAGGCAGCCAAGUAUAUGCGGAAUGGGAUGGGUAUUUUUGAUAGCGAGAAUCAAAUGCUUCGUCCGCAGAACUGCUUUGGGCGAGUAACAGGCGACGGAACACGGACUAUCUAUCUACUACCGGAGUGGAGUGCUAUUGAACAGAGAGAAGCGGCAUGGCGACCGCGAAAACGCAACCGAACUCAUUGA